AUGAAAAAAGUUAAAACAAAGGGUUCUGUCAGUUAUUCAUUCGUCCAGAAAGCGUUGGAAGUAAAUGAAAUGAUAGGCACAGUUUGUAUUGAUGAAAUGACAAGUAUUAUCGAACAUACAAAAAGAAAUACUGAACUUUUGAGAAAAACUCUUCCUCAAGAAUUCAUUGAUGAUAUACGUUCAGUUAAACAAAUACAUUAUAAGCACAAGGACUUUGAUGUAAGGCUUAAACUAGGUGGCGAUUUAAUGAAUGCUGUCUACGUGUUUGGCCUACCCGGUUUUAGUUCAAAUUAUCCGUGUGUAUUCUGUACUCAGCACAAAGACGAUCUUCAUAUAACUAAAGAAACCGCUUGUGAUAAAGUUGUCACAACAGGCAAAGGCAAAAAUAAAGUAACCAAAACAAUUAAAAUUAGUGGUACAUCAUAUCAUGAUGUGACUAAACUAACCCGUUCAUUAGAAGAACAAAAACACUGCUUGCAUAAUGGCAAGGAAGAAAGUGGAAUAGCAUUACAAGAAGAUGAUGAAGAAUUAGGCAGUUUUCUUUCGUCGUUUACACCUACAAUUGUACGUUCCGAAAAUCGUUUCAAGAGUUUUAAAACGUGUAAUAAAUAG
Molecule: messenger RNA, 612 nt
Organism: Didymodactylos carnosus
Lineage: Eukaryota; Metazoa; Rotifera; Eurotatoria; Philodinida; Philodinidae
Source: the annotation of a GenBank genome assembly